GGCGCCAGCCCUGCCCCCAUCUCUUCUCUUGUGUGUGUCCGUUUAUUUGGCUUUUUUUAUAUUUUAUAAGGAACAGCUACGAACAAGCCCAAAAGGAAGUGCUUUUAAGUCACUGAUAUCAUUCAGAGGCUGCAAUGAGCGCAAACUCUACAGCGGUGUUGAGACUUCGCUAAGGACUAUGCAUCGUUUCCAUGGUGGCAUCGUCGUUUUACUCAGCGCCAUAUUACAGCUGUCAAUCAUACAUCCGGACAAAGCAUGCAAUGUGCAACUCCCUCCUUUUGGGCCACGUCUAUUGCGAGCGAAAGCUAUGUUCGGAGAUGUUGCGCGGUCGUGCGCAAAAGAGAUAUUAGCGUACGUCAAGAAUAUUCGAUCAGACAUGCUACGAAAGCUUAUCGCCCUCACCUGCAACCACUACAACUCAUGCAGGCACACAGCCCUGGAUGGUAACGUUCAGCCGGUUCUCGAGUGCUUUAUCACCGGAUUUGAUAAUAAGAGUUCACUCUUUUACAAACACGUCAACGUUACUGAUGCCCUCCGUGUUACUGCAGAAGAACUAGUUAACUGCACAUGGAAGACUGGCUUCUCUUCAAGAACAAUUACGGUCCAAGCCUUGGAUGAUUUCUUUACCGUCGCAAGACACGGGAUACUGUCAUAUGGCUGGAAUUGAAAUCAGUCUCAAAGAUAUCAACGUUUUUCAUUUUCAGAAAUGUGUUCCUGAUUUCAUGUUUCCUGGUUUGAUGGCCUCCGCUGGAUACCCAUCGGCAAAAGAAAAUUUUCACCAUGCUUUAGCCACGCACAUGGUUUUCCAGCUGCGUGUAUGAUUUGCGUGAACCUCCAUUCUUGAUGCGGAAGAAAUAAAUGUAAACAACUGA
Dermacentor andersoni is the source of this 872-nucleotide messenger RNA. RefSeq lists its product as uncharacterized. NCBI's taxonomy places the organism in Eukaryota, Metazoa, Arthropoda, Arachnida, Ixodida, Ixodidae. The record is from RefSeq and is a predicted model, not a curated record.